CAGUAGGCUCCCACUGGGUGCAGAUGACCUAACCGUAACCUUUAACACUGAUGGCGUACCGCUUUUUGAAAGCCGCAACUUUGGAAUUUGGCCCUUGCUUGUCCAAGUUAAUGAACUUCCAUUUAGGGAGCGAAUGCAGAAGCUCCAAUUGUUUGGACUUUGGUUUGGUUCAGGGAAACCAUCUAUGAAUACAUUCCUUGUGCCCUUUGUGAAAGCAUUGAAUGAGCUGUCGUCGUGUGGCAUCUCAUGGACCGACAAGGGAGGGAAUACCAGAGUGUCCAAGGUAUUCCCAGGGUCUUGCACGGUGGACACCGUUGCAAGGUGUGAACUCAUGCAGAUGACGCAGUUUAACGGCGCAUAUGGAUGUGCAUGGUGUGAGGAGCCCGGCGAGGUGGUGGAAAAGGGGAAGGGGCAUUCUCGUGUGUACCCAGCCGGUGCUGCUCCUCCCAAAAGGAGGACGCACGAGUCGUUCUCGCAGCAUCCCUGCAAAGCGCGUAAAGGCGAACCAAGCUAUGGUGUAAAAGGGUCAAGCGUCCUUUUACUACUUUCUUUUUUUAGCUUUGGUACAUGCUCUGUGGUAGAUUACAUGCAUGCCGUAUGUUCAGGCUUCGUGAGAUCCACCACAUUUCUCUGGUUCAAGGCAAAGGGACGUGACGCGUUUAACCUGCGUCCCUUUAUGAGGGAUAUGGAUGCUAAGCUGAUGGGCUUGCAGCCCAUCUGGGAAAUGUCAAGGCUGCCCAGAUCCCUGAAUGUCAUGAAAGAGUGGAAAUCGUCGGAAUGGAGAAACUGGCUGCUGUACUACUCCCCUGUAGUUUUGAAAGGAAUCCUUACUUCGAAAUAUUUCAACCAUUGGAUGCAGUUUGUUGAGAUCAUGGAGUACCUGUUAGGUCCAUCACUUUGUAUCCAAAAGCUCCGAGACCUUAGGGUCACCAUGUUUGGUUUUGUUCAGAAGUAUCAGGGGUUGUACGGCAAAGAGCAUGUUACAUACAACACGCACCUGCUCAUACAUCUUGUCGAUAGUGCAAUGGAGUGGGGCCCGCCUUGGGGCUACUCGUUAUACCCCUUCGAGUCCAUUAAUGGAAAACUGGGGCGGCUUGUGAAGGGAACUCGUUAUCCACAUUUGCAAAUUGUGGACAAGUUUUCUUUGCUCCAGGCCUUACCAAGACUUUGGAGAUCUACAUCUCAUCAAAUGGGAGAGGGGGGAAAUAGGCCACUUAUUUAA
This is a messenger RNA of Ixodes scapularis (black-legged tick), 1222 nucleotides long. RefSeq lists its product as uncharacterized. Lineage: Eukaryota; Metazoa; Arthropoda; Arachnida; Ixodida; Ixodidae. The coding region runs from base 134 to 1222 and encodes 362 amino acids. The transcript has a single exon. The record is from RefSeq and is a predicted model, not a curated record.